Molecule: messenger RNA, 523 nt
Organism: Hibiscus syriacus
Lineage: Eukaryota; Viridiplantae; Streptophyta; Magnoliopsida; Malvales; Malvaceae
Product: rapid alkalinization factor-like
Exons: 1
Coding region: 63-419 (118 amino acids)
Source: RefSeq, a predicted model, not a curated record
AUUGUAGCAACUAAGAAAAAAAAUCCAGCAACUAAAACAGAGUGAGAUCUUCAAAUUUGCAAAUGGAAGCACUCAAUUGCAAGCUUCUUUUGAUCUGCGCGACGCUCAUAGCGGCGGCGGUGGAAAUAACCGUCGAUGCGAGUGGGGACCACCACCAACACCAGACCCUGGAGUGGAUACCCAACAGAUCGCAAUGCAAGGGCUCCGUAGACGAAUGCUUAGCCGAUGAAGAGUUCGACCUGGACUCCGAGAGCAGCCGGCGAAUAUUAGCAACCACAAGGUACAUCAGCUACGGCGCGCUGCAGAGGAACACCGUGCCUUGCUCCCGGCGCGGUGCUUCCUACUACAAUUGCCAGCCCGGAGCUCAGGCUAACCCUUACAACCGUGGCUGCAGCCGUAUUACAAGGUGCAGGGGCUGAGCUCCUUUUUUUCUUCUAAUUUUAAUUUUUUCACCUUUUUUUAACAUCAUUUUCGAUGAAUGAGCGUUUGAUUGAUAUAGAUGAAGAAAAUGGAAGAGUUCAUU